UACAACUUUACAAGCACCUCAAAGCAUACUAACCAAAACACCACGCUCCUUCAACAAUUCCCUCACAUCUGUAAUGCCCCUCUACUUUCUGAGGGCAUAAGCCAUAGUUUCACCUCCAUAAAAAAUAUCUAGUUCAAUAUAUAUAACAUAGAACGGUUGGGUUGUGGAACAAAAGCAAGUAUUCAUUAAUCACCUCUAGGAUAAUUUGCUAGUAAGGCCAAGUUGAAACUCUCAAAAUUUUGAGAUAAUAGAUCUUUCAAUUAUAUCCACAUUAAUCACCUCUAGGAUUAUGAGGAUUCAAGGAUUAUUAAAGAAAGUUUUUACUGAUGACAAUGAGGAUUCAAGGAUUGGUAGAGUACUAGCUGGUGGUAGGAUGGAGGUGUGUGUCCAAAUGGAGAUGGUAAUCGUCCAAGGCAGCAAAAUUGUAAUCUUUCCGUGGAUUCUUAAACUAUCUCUGAGGACUUUUCUUCAUUUCCAGGCUUACCACACUCAGAGGGUUUUCUCUAUUUGCUGCUACUAUCAUCCCUGUUCUGUGCUUGGAAAACUUACUUCCCCUUUUCGGUUCCACCUAAACUUGAUACUGUCUACAUGACAUGGAGGUACAACACCUUUUUUGUUUUACCCAUUUAGGUUGCAGCAAAACUCUCAGAUGGUGCCACUGUUCAGCUUUAUCAAAGCUCCCCAGAUAGGUUUUAUGCAUUCAUACUAUAUGGUAUGUUUAGGGUUGACCUUGUUUGUUUUGUUUAUGUUUCAGUAUAUAGAACUGGCCUGCACU
Molecule: messenger RNA, 775 nt
Organism: Rubroshorea leprosula
Lineage: Eukaryota; Viridiplantae; Streptophyta; Magnoliopsida; Malvales; Dipterocarpaceae
Source: the annotation of a GenBank genome assembly